AUGGGGCUGGUGACACUGGCAGUUUUUCUUCAGUCAGUUGCUAGUUUAAAGGACAUUAUCCAGAAUGAAGAUGUGAAACCCAAGCUACAAUGCAUCAUGUCCGACCCUUCCUUUUCUAUGGUAACAGUUCAAAGUGAAGAUAGUGGAAUAACAUGGGAAACCAGCUCAAGCAGAUGUUCCACUCCUUGGGCCUCAGAAGCUAGUGCUACUUCUGAUCUUUGUAGUGUUGAAAGUUCAUCUGUAGAUUCUCCCCCAGGGAAAGUUAUCUUUCUCAUGGAUGAAGGUAAGACUGUCCGGAAAAGGAUGUGCAAAUCAUCAGAUAGGACGUCAGACUUGAAGGGAGGCCAGGGUAGCAAAAAGAGUGACUUGUCCGGAAUGCAGAUGCAAGAAUUAAGAGAUGCUCCCGCAGAAGUGCAGGAUGCUAAGUUAAAUGCUGCUGAACUGGAAGCACAAGCUAUGGAUGCAGAAACCUCAAAAGAUAAAGAGGGUUUGCCAGACCUUACUGGGGAACCAGUGUCACGUGCUCCAAUUGCCUCAAAGUCCAUGGGUAAAGAAAAAAAAUUGAAAAAAGGAAGGCCAGCCCUUAAUGGAGCUGUAAGAGCUAAAAUCCAGAAGUUCAGUUCAAUUUCAGAAGAAGAAACGCCAAUUUUUUUCCGAAAGAAAGGUAGUAAGGAUCCAGCUAUGCCAUCGGAUAUAAAAAGGAAGCAGAAACAACAGCACGAAGGAUUCCUAAAUCAAAGCCUUUCCUCAACACCUUUGGAGCAUCUUGAAAGGGAUUGCACUGAUGAGGAUGAUGGCUCACUUCAUAAUAUAAAACAAGUCGAAACAAAUAUUGAAUCUAGCAGUUUUUCAAAUGUGGGUGUAAUAGUUCCUCUUGAUAAAGAAGAGAGAAAAGAGACACGGUCUUCUCCAGCUGAGAGACUACAUGAGAUAUCAGAAGAGUCACUGUCUUUUUCAUCAUACCUUAUUGAGGAAGAGGAGAAGCAGGAAAUCCACACAAGUUCACCCAUGCGCAUAACAUCAAUAUCAGAAUGGUCAAUGUCUGAGCCAUCAGAUCUUAUGGAUACAGCAGAGAAAGAAGAAAUACAGCCCUUUCCUCCUGAGACUGCAAAUGUGACCUCAGAACAGCCGCUGUCCAUUACAUCAUAUCUUAUUGAUGAAGGAGAUUACCAGGAAAUUCAGCCUAAUUCAUUUUUGACCACAAGGACCAUUUCAACAGAUGAUAUUAAUGAACCAGAGGGGCAAGCAACUCAGCCUUAUGUGCCUAUAUCUACAGAAUCUGUCUCUGAACAUUCUAGUUCAUCACGUACUGGCAAGGAAACAGAGAAGCAAGAAAUUCAGUUUUAUUCACCUGUGGCUACACAGUUGGAGCCUAAACAUUCCGUUUUAUCUGAAACAAAAAAGCGGGAUAUUAAACCUUAUCCACCGAUAACUGCACAAUCAGAAUGUGAACAUCUGGAUUUAUCAUAUUCCAUCGAGAAAGCAGAAAAGCAAGAAAUUCAUCCUUAUUCACCACCUGUAACUGCACAAUUGGAAUCUGAACAACCAGAUAUAUCAUAUUCUACUUGUGAAACAGAGAAACAAGAGACUGCACAAUUGGAGUCUGCACAUUCAGAGCAGCAAGCUAUCCAGCCACAUACUCCCAUAUCUGCUCAGGCAGAAUCUGAACAUUCAGAUCUAUCCUAUUCCAUUGAAGAAGCAGAAGAGCAAGAGAUUCAGUCUUAUUCACCUGCAGUUGAACAACUGGAGAUUGAAAAUGUAGAUUUAUCAUAUCCUGUUGAUGAAACAGAAACACAAAGUCAGUGUUAUUCACAAGUAACUGCAGAACCAGAGUCUGAGCUUUCAGAUUUAUCAUAUUCCACUGGUGAAACAGAAAAACAAGCUGCACAAUUGGGGUGUGAACAUCGAAUUUUAUCACAUUCCAUUGAAGAAGCAGAGAAUGAAGAAAUUCAGCCAUGUUUACUUGUACCUGCACAAUUCGAGUCUGAACAUCUAGUUUUAUCUGAAACAGAGAGUGAAGAAAUUGAACAUUAUUCAUCCAUAACUCCACAACUGGAAUCUGGUCAUUUAAUUUUAUCAUAUCCUAUUGAAGAUACAGAAACACAAGAAAAUCAGUGUUAUUCACAUGGACCUGCAGGACUGGAGCCUGAACAUUCACUUUCAUAUUAUUCAGUUGAUGAAGUAAUUCCCCAAGAAAUUCAAUCUUAUUCACCUGUAACUGCACAAUCUGUGCCUGAACAUUUAGUUGGGUCACAUUCUAUUGAUGAGGAAGAGAAGCAAGACAUUCAGCCAUAUAGACCCAAGCCUGCAAAAUCAAAGUGUCACUCUUUGGUUUCAUCAUAUGACACUGAUGAAACAGAGAUGCGAGAAAUUCAGCUACAUUCACCUAAAAUAGAAAACUUGAUGUCUGAACAGUUAGUCACUAUGUCACUAAUGCAUACUGAUGACGGAGAUGGACAAGAACUUCAAGCUUAUUCACUGGGCACAGAAUACAUGCUGUCAGAACAGUUAACAGCUCCUUCUCCCACCUUCAUUGCUGAAAGUGAUAAGCAAGAAAUACAACCUGAUGCACAUGAAGUGCCAGACUUGGUUUCAGAAGUUUUGAACUUUUCAGCUGGUUCCAUUAAUGAAGAAGAGAGGCAUGAUAUUGAUUCUUCUUUGCCUGACACAGAAUAUACGUCAUCUGAACAAUCAAUGGCUGUUUCAUCAGACUUUAUUGAUGAAACCGUGAUGCAAGAAAAUCAGUCUUAUUCAGCUGAAGUAGACAGUUUCCCAUCAACACAGUUAAAAACCACCUUAGUUAAGCCUUUUAAUGAAACAGAGACUCUAGAAAUUCAAGCGUAUGCAUUUGAAGAAACUGAUUUGUUGUCAGAAGAGUCAAAAACUGGCUAUGCUGAUCCUACAAAUAAUAACGAAGCAGACAAGCAAGAAAUUCAGUCUUUUCCAAAUGAAGCUGAAUACUUUGAAUCAAAACAAUUUCCAGGUAGACUUCAGACAGCACGUACAGCCCAAAGUACUAAUGAGAAUAAAUCAGCGAUGACAAUGGUAUCUGAUUUUGUUUCAAAUGAAGCUUCCCGUAAUCUCCUAUCAGAGCCCAUUAAUGAAAUCCACACACAUAAUUUAUACUCCUCACUACCAGGUAAUCCAGUCUCAGAUAAAAAUUUAAACAAUGUAACAGAAACUAGCAUUGGAGACCUUUCAACAGCAGAAGAAAUACAGCAUUUUUCAAAUGUAGAAGCAGGGUCAAAAGAGCCUGAACAUUAUCCACCGAGAGAAGAGAAAUUAACAGAACAUGUGAACUCUGCAGAAGAAUCGAAAUAUACUCCAGAACCUGAUGAACAAAAAGAUAUGUUUAAUAUCAUUUCAGAAGGCUAUGAGAUUUUGAAUAUUCAUGUUGUCCCACUCAUUUCUUCAGUGGAUGAAGAAGAAAGCAAACACAUGCCAGAUAAACUAGAAUACUUAGAAACAAAUACCCUCAUUAAAACAAAACUGUUUGAUUGUGGUGACCAGGAAGUGUCAGCACAUGGAACAGCUACAGAAAUUUCAGAAAACUCAGUGACAGAUGACACCAGCGGUAAAGAUAUGAAACAAAAAGAACUUGUUGAAGAAGUAGAUGCUCAGGAAAUUGUAGAAACAGAGGAGGAAAUUUCCACUGUGUCAGAAAAUAAAGGUGGCGAAGUUUUGAAUCCUAACAAGAGUACCACUGAGGUGGAUUAUUUUGAAAAGUAUACUUUGAUUGAUGACAAAUCCCCCACUGAGCUAUCUGUUCAGGGGCUAUCUCCCUUUGUUGCUGUAAUGGCAAAUCGUAAGAAGCAUACAGAAGAAGCCAUCUCUUCAACUGGAAGUUCUGAUGUUAAUACUUUGGAAGAUGAAUUUACUUUACUAGAUAAUGACUUGGAUGAAGCCUUUUAUGGAAUGAUAGAACAAGAAAGUGAGAUGCAGACUUCUGCAGAUGCUCAGAAAUUUUUGACUAUGCAAAAAUCAAUUGAUUGUAGUAAAAAAGUGAUAAAUAUAGAAGAUGAACAGAAGUUAGCAGGCACACCCUUAUUUGAUACAGAAGAAGGAGUGUUAGAACGAUCUACGUUGUUUCCCACAUCAGUCAGCGCGAUUAACCCAGAACUUCUAGAGGAGCCACCUGCACUGGCAUUUUUAUACAAGGACCUCUAUGCAGAAGCAGUGGGAGAAAAUGCAAAAGGUGAAAAUGAGCCUCCUUCUGAUGAAGAAAGUGGGAAUUCUGAUGCAUCUUUUCCUCGAAAUUCUGACACAGACGAUGAAACUGGAAUAUAUUUUGAAAAAUACAUUCUUAAAGAUGAUAUUCCUUGUAAUGUGGCUGGGUCUCAAAAAGAUCAGGUUUCAAAGGCUCAGUCUAUUAAUAAAGACGUGUCAGGCCAACUGAGGCUUUCAGGAGACAAACAUAAGGAUUUUUAUGAGGUAAUUGAAAAGGAGCAGCAAUCUGUUCAUAUUUUAGCUGAAGAAUCCACCAAAACCGAGAUCUUGUCAGAAGGAGAAAUUAUGGCAGGAGAGAGAAUCCCAUUUAUUAGUUAUAUUAAAGUAACAAUUUGUCAGCCAACUCAGGCAAUUCCUUUUGGAAGCAAGCUUAAUGUUUCAGGUGCAAGAAAUGAUCCCACUAGUCAAAGAGACGAAGAAAAUGCACCUGCAGCAACACACCAGGAAUUGUCAGAGCAAGUGAGUCAUGAAGAGUCCAGUCAAGUACUAGAUUCUGAGGUAAUUACCAAUCAAAAAGAAGCAUCCGUGCAAGAUAAAUCAAAGCCAGUAACUCCUCUAACAGAUGAGCAGAAAGAACGACAUGAAAUAGCAGCAGUUAAUAAAAUGGAUAAUUACGUGCUUCAUGGCAGAACACCUGUUGAUGAAAGUGAAAGCAAUCAAUAUGUUCAUACACCUCAGGAACCAGAGCAAUUAAUUUCAUAUUUGAAUAAUCACCUUCAUCCCAUGACAAAAGAGGCAUAUGAUUUAGACCAUGAUCGUAUGAACAAAAAAAUAAGCAGGGAAAAAUAUCUAUUGGAUACAGAUGAGCAGACAAAUGAAAAAACAGUCAGAGAAAAUAUUGCCGAUGAUAUAGCAAAGCAUAACCUAGAAGUAGCUAAGACUGGCCUUCCAGAACUUGGAGUAAAAUUCGAUAAGGCAUCAGGUGAUUUAGACUUACAGCCUUUUAGACAUGAUUUUGAUAACUUUCCAUCAGAUUCAACAAGAGAGGAGCAGUGCUUUGAGACUGAUGAACAUCUUGCCGAGUCAAUGGAUUAUGAAGUGAUUACCCAAGAAGAACUUUUGCAAGAUGAAAUGUCCUCUGAAUUGGCACAUGAAGAUUUGUUGUUUGAAGACAGGGAAUCUUUUGAGCAGAUUAGCUAUAGUUAUGAAUUUGUAAAUGAGACAGAGCAAGAGACACCCAUUGAACAUGAGGAUUCAGGCUUUGUGAUGAUGAAUUCUGAAAAAUCAUCACUAGGCAUAUCUGAAAGUGAGAGUCCACAAAAAGAAAUUAAGAAGGCCCAUGUUGAUACUUAUUGCUGCCAGUGCAGGUGCCCAAUUUCUGCUAUUGACAAGCUUUUUGGGGAGCAUGAAGGCCAUGAUGUGACAACACUGGACACUGCUGUAAUGGAUAUGAAGGAUCAAUUAGAUGAAUUUCUAGGAGAAUUACAGCAAAGGUCAAUGAAGUUUGAGGAGUUGGUUAGUGAAAUAGAAUCCCUGUUUAAUUCUGUUGAGGAAAACAGUAAAAAAAAGGAGCAGUUUUUAGAAGACCAAAAUGAAGAGCUGGUUAAGACAGUGAUAGCCCAGUAUGAUGAGAAGUCCCAGAACUUUGAGGAGGUGAAGAAGAUGAAAAUGGAAUACUUGUAUGAACAGAUGGUUAACUUUCAGCAAAGUAUUGUUGAGGCGAAGGAAACCUUGGAGAUGACUGUAAAGGAAACAGAAGAACUUGAUGAUGUUCUUUUCCUAAAUUUAUCUAAAGAAAUGAAUAAAAGGUUACUUUCUGCAAUGGAUAAUUCUCUCUCAUUAGAAAAAAUGCCCAGUGCAUUUUCACUUUUUGACCAUUAUGCAGACAGUUCAGUGAGAAGUGACCAGAAGACCUUAAAAUGUGUCGCUGUUCCACAGACUCCAAAAUUGCUACCUCAGGAACCAAACUCGGCUACAAGCACAUCAAUUGCAGUCUAUUGGACUGUGAGUGAAGGGGACGUCAUUGAUUGCUUCCAGGUGUAUUGCAUGGAGGAACCUCAACCGAACAAAGAUCAAAGUGCCCUGGUGGAAGAAUACAGAGUUACAGUGAAGGAGAGUUACUGCAUUUUGGAAGACCUGGAGCCAGAUCGCUAUUAUGGUGUGUGGGUCAUGGCUGUGAACUAUACAGGAUGUAGCUUACCAAGUCACAAAUCCACUUUUAGAACUGCACCCUCUACCCCCUUACUAAAGGCAGAAGACUGUACUGUGUGUUGGGACACUGCCGUCAUCCGAUGGAGCACAGCCAACCCCGAAGCAACAAAGUCUUUCACACUGGAGUACUGCAGACAGUACUCUCCUGAAGGAGAGGGUCUCAGAUCUGUUGCUGGAAUAAAAAAGCCUGAACUGCAAGUUAAUCUGCAGCCCAAUGUGAAUUAUUUCUUCUAUGUGAGAGCUGCCAACUCAUCUGGGACAAGUGAACAGAGUGAAGCCGCCCUCAUCUCAACGAAAGGAACUAGAUUUCAUGUGAUGAGUGACACAGCUCAUCCUGCUUUGCAAGUGUCUUCCGAUGGAACUGUGAUAUGCCUUCCUGAGAGAACCAAAUUCACUGGAAUUCCAUCUGUCCUGGGUGAGCUGCUGCCAGCUCGUGGUCGGCAUUACUGGGAAAGCACCGUCACUGGCUGCAAAGGCUACCGGAUGGGAAUCUCCUAUAACUCUACCCCACGAGGCAGCAUCCUGGGGCAGGAUGAUACUUCUUGGUGCAUAUGUUGUUGUUCUACACAAACAAGUUUCAUUUAUAAAUUCUUCCACCGUGGUGUAAUGAAUGACGUUUAUGUGAUGGAGCAGCCAGCCAGGGUCGGAAUUCUGCUGGAUUAUAAUGCUGGGAGACUUUCAUUCUUCAAUGCAGAGAGAGGACUAGUUCUGUUCACCAUCAGGCACAGAUUUACCAAUGCUGCUCACCCUGCCUUUGUUCUGGAGAAAGCUGGCGUACUUAACCUGCACACAGGAAUGGAGCUGCCAGAGUUUGUGAAACACAGCUAAUCUUUUGCUUUCAAACUCUCCGGAAGACAAAUCAUUAUAAUUUUUGGGGGGGCAGGGAGAGGGUAUCUAUUUUUCUCUUAACAAAUGUUACCCACACCAUUCUCCCACACAUCAACACUAAUUGUAAUUAUACACAUAGCACUCUGUGCAUGGAGAGGAGAAUAGACUCCUUCCCACUUAGUAUGUAUCUUGUGGUAUAUAUUGAGUUAUUCUCUAAAGGAAAAAGGUGUAUAUUAGAACCAAGCAUUGGGAGGGGGAAAGAUAAAUUCAUGAACAGGAACUGCAGUCUUUAUGACGAUAAAAAAUAGUUACAAUACUAGCUGAAUUUUUUUACGUGUGAUGAUGAUCUUGUAUAUGACAUAAGUGCUUCUCUCUUUGAGCUUUAGAAAUCUGCAUUUCUACAAAAAUAAAUGGGCAGAGAAAAUAAGAUUAAAGGGGCAACAUUUUCAAGCCAGCCCCAAACUAGCCUCCAACGUUGCUCACACAAAUUUUGAAUCUGUAGACCCCAUAUUCUGCACCCACAUUGUUCAGACAGACAGAGUUAUCUGAUUUGUGUGCACACAGGUAUCUGAUUUGUGUAAUGUGAAUAGAUGUUCAGCAAAAAUAUGCAUAUGCAGUUUUGGAGUCUGAAGUGUUGCCUGUGUUUUUGGCCCUAAAAUUACUGCCUGGAUGGUUUAAAGGAUAGAUAGGGUCCUAUAGCCUGCAACCUGUGGAGUAAAAUUGUCAUCAACCUUCCUGUGAAUUGUCCCUUUUUCAUCUUUGACAUAAUUGCUGUUGCCUUUGAUCUUACCUUACCCAGUUUCACACUUAAGUAUAGAACUCCCCAUAGAUGAUGUCCUGCUCUCGUCUUUUUGUCCCAUUUGAGCUUUGUCUACACUAGCAUUGGACCCUAGUUAACAAGCUGCAAUGCUUGGGGGCUAUUGUGAUUGGCUGCCUAGAAAUUGCUAGAUAAGAAGACGAAGAUGGCAUCUGAGUAUGAUUAAACAUUGCCAGCAGAGCUAUAUUCUGGUAUUAACCCUGGCCAGUGUUAGA
This is a messenger RNA of Caretta caretta (loggerhead turtle), 8238 nucleotides long. NCBI's taxonomy places the organism in Eukaryota, Metazoa, Chordata, Testudines, Cheloniidae. The record is from RefSeq and is a predicted model, not a curated record.